GUCUGUUGAGAUUAAUAAAUGCCUCCCAAGUCGUCUUCAAGAGCGUGGGAUGCUCUCACGCCCCCGCUGUCAGAAUGUUCCCUCGACGCUGUGGCCUCAAUGGGCUUCACGCGCAUGACUCCAGUCCAAGCCUCGGCCAUUCCUCUGUUUAUGCAGCAUAAAGAUGUGGUGGUAGAAGCUGUCACUGGAAGUGGAAAGACACUGUCAUUCUUGAUUCCAAUUGUGGAAAAGCUUCUUCGCCUUGAUCAGCCUCUCAAGAAGCAUCAUGUUGGAGCCAUUGUCAUUUCUCCUACAAGAGAAUUGGCCUCGCAGAUUCACCAAGUUCUUCUCUCCCUUUUGGAGUUCCACCCAGCGUCGGCCGCAGCCAUCAGACCCGCCGAAGAUGGUGCUCCUCGUGCGAAGACCUCUUCCUCGACAUUGAGGGUCGUCCCACAACUUCUUCUGGGUGGCGGGACAUCUCCGGCAGAAGAUUUGAAAUUAUUCCUUAAAAAUUCGCCCAAUGUAUUAGUCUCUACACCCGGACGGUUGUUGGAGCUACUUUCGUCGCCUCACGUUCACUGCCCUCAGGCUUCUUUCGAAAUGCUUGUCCUGGACGAGGCCGAUCGACUUCUGGAUCUUGGGUUCAAGGACGACCUGCAGAAGAUCUUAGGCCGGCUACCGAAGCAGCGACGGACAGGAUUGUUCAGUGCCAGUAUCAGUGAGGCCGUUGAUCAGAUCGUCCGACUUGGUUUACGAAAUCCCGUCAAAAUUGCCGUCAAGGUCAGAGGAGCUGGCGUCGAAGAAAAGCGCACUCCAGCGAGUCUGCAAAUGACCUACUUGACAACACCUCCGCUUCACAAAUAUGCUAUUCUGAAGCACAUCCUCUCCAAUGUCCAGCCCACGCCUCAAAAAACCAUUUUCUUCGUGUCAACAUGCUCCAGUGUCGACUACCUCGCCACAAUACUACCCAUAAUCCUAGGAGACGAAUACGUGCUAGUCCCACUACACGGGAAACACCAAGCCAACGUCCGCCAAAAGAACUUCAACCGCUUCAUUACCUCCACAACCCCCUCCAUCCUCCUCACCACCGAUGUCGCCGCUCGCGGUCUAGACAUUCCCUCCGUCGAUCUAGUAGUCCAGAUCGACCCACCCUCCGACCCCAAAACAUUCAUUCACAGAUGCGGUCGUGCCGGUCGUGCGGGCCGCCGAGGCCUCAGCAUUGUCCUCAUCCACCCGGGCCGCGAGGAGGACUACGUCUCAUUCCUGGAAAUCCGCAAAACGCCCGUGGCGCCAUACAACCUACCCGAGUUCACGGACGAACAGGCCACAGCCGCGACAGACAAGGUCCGCAAAGCGGUGUUAAAAGACCGCGCCAUGCACGACAAGGGCCAGAAGGCGUUCGUCAGCUGGCUGCGCAGCUACAGCAAACAUCAAGCAAGCAGUAUCUUCCGAGUUGCAGAUCUGGACUGGGAAGCUCUCGGAAAGGCAUGGGGACUCCUCAAGCUGCCGAAGAUGCCCGAAGCCCGCUCCUUUGAAGGAGACCGGACGCUAGGCAUUAAACUUGAUUGGUCCAACUACACGUACAAGGACAAGCAGCAAGAAAAGCGCCGCAAAGAGGCUAUGGCGGAGGCUGCUAAUGGACAAGGCACUGAGCAGGGUCCUAACAAGCGCCGUGCUACGGAGAGUGUGGCUUGGAGUCAGAAGACUGAAGAACGGGAUAAAAAGUUCAAGAAGAGGGAGUUCAACAAGGCGCGGAAGGAGAAGGAGAGAUGGGAGCAAUUGCCAGAGGAUCAGAAGCAGAAGGCUCUUGAAACGGAGCGCAUGCUGGAGGAGAUUCGUGCUAAGAAUGAGCAACAGCGGUUGUUGGACCAAGCUAGCAAGGCGGAGGAAGCCAAUGGCGAUGGUGAGUUCAAGGGCUUUGACUAG
This is a messenger RNA of Penicillium psychrosexuale, 1905 nucleotides long. RefSeq names its product ATP-dependent RNA helicase SPB4 (gene spb4). Bases 19 to 1905 code for a protein of 628 amino acids. Gene Ontology annotation, cellular component: nucleolus. Gene Ontology annotation, molecular function: ATP binding; nucleic acid binding. NCBI's taxonomy places the organism in Eukaryota, Fungi, Ascomycota, Eurotiomycetes, Eurotiales, Aspergillaceae. The transcript is spliced from 3 exons. The record is from RefSeq and is a predicted model, not a curated record.